UAAGUAGACAAUAUUAAUAUCAACACCUAGAUACACACCACUCGCUGUUGCUCUUCCAAAUACCUAGUAUUACUGAUGAUUUCUCACUUUUCCAUGCUCCUAUUUCCGGAACCAUACUCCAUACGCCGAUAUAGCACCUCGAUCACGCACCUGAUAUUGAAGUGAGUGCGGAAGAAGCCAAGAAAUGGGGCCUCCACGACAGCAGUCUGUCAGGUCUCCCUUCCUCUCAAGACUCAAUCGUCAGUCCCGUCUCCGCCAUAAACUCCGCCACCUUCCUCCCCAAAUCAAUCAACCCCUCCGUCUUCAUAUCAUCCACCAGCCUAUUCUUCAAAUUAUGAUAUCGGCGCAGAUAAAGCCUUUUAUUAAAAGUGCGCAUCCAGACAUCGGCGCCUACCUGGCUGCAUUGCCACCACCACAUAUGGACGCAGCGACACAUGAUAUCGAAUUUAUUCAUGUCUUGUAUGCGCUUUUCGCAUUCUCUCUCGAUUUGCUCUCCCUAUAUUUUUCCCAACAUGAACAUUUUAGCAAAUCAUAAAAGCCCGCUCCUAUCUCUCAUACAUGCAUGUAUGCAUCACCAAAGGUUUUCCACUUCCACUUCUGAUGACGAAAAGAAUG
Messenger RNA from Amorphotheca resinae ATCC 22711, 615 nucleotides. RefSeq lists its product as hypothetical. Lineage: Eukaryota; Fungi; Ascomycota; Leotiomycetes; Helotiales; Amorphothecaceae. Bases 185 to 535 code for a protein of 116 amino acids. The record is from RefSeq and is a predicted model, not a curated record. The transcript has a single exon.